AUGAGUGCGCCCGUGUGCCAACAACACGGCGAGGAAGGUGUGAUGGUCCCCGUCACGAUGAGCGAGUCACACCGCCGCCCCGCCUCUCCUGAGCAGCCGGGCAACGACAACGUCCUCCGCGACAUCUUCUUCCUCCUUCCACCGCUGCCGUCAUCCCUCAUGCGUGCAUCCGCCGUAUUUAAGCCCUGGCUCCACCUCAUCUCCGACCCUGCGUUCGUCUGCCGCUUCCGCGACCAGCAUGGGAUCCCACCGCUGUUCGGCUUCUUCGGCGACGGCCCCUUUGUUUCCACGAUGGACCCGCCCGAGUCCCAACCGCAUCCCGGCAGCGCACUCUCCGAGCCGAAGCUGCAGGGAAACGACUACAUGACCCUCGGCUGCAGGCACGGCCUCGUCGUCGUCCUCAGCCAGGGUCAGAAAGAAGUGGUCGCAUGGAACCCUAUCACAGGGAGCCACUGCUGCGUGCCGUUCCUACUACGUGCCACACUUGCUAGCGGCGGGGCGUUGCUGCGCGCCGAUGGCAAUGAUGGUGUGAAGGCCAUGUCCAUUGAAAUCUUGCGGACCAGGAGCAAUGGGCUUGGUCUUGCUGUUUUAAAGGUAGUAAACCUCCAGUUAUGGGAGAGGAUGGCGGAUUCAGAUAAUGGUUCGCUGAUAUGGGUGCUGAUGAGAACCAUUGAACUGGACAAGAUCCUUUCACCAGAACCAAUGGGCUGGAGAGUGUGGACCAAGAUACUAGCGUUUGAUGAGGAAACUAAUACCAUGUUUGUGUUAUGGGAUGGCACUGCUUCAUGA
This is a messenger RNA of Panicum hallii, 789 nucleotides long. RefSeq lists its product as uncharacterized. Gene Ontology annotation, molecular function: protein binding. The record is from RefSeq and is a predicted model, not a curated record. Bases 1 to 789 code for a protein of 262 amino acids. NCBI's taxonomy places the organism in Eukaryota, Viridiplantae, Streptophyta, Magnoliopsida, Poales, Poaceae. The transcript has 2 exons.